UUUUAGCAGUUGGUAGCACGAACAGCCGAACAACCCCUCGGCAAUAAUUCCCUGCUCCGGUGCUGUGAGCCCUCCGAUUCUUCCAAAAUUUCCCAACCUAUUGACGGCGAUCAUGUCCCUCAUGUGUCUCUAUCUUCUCUCCCAACUAAUCUUGACCCUCGGAUUUGGGAACUCCGCGGAACAACAUGAAGGUACCGUCGCUCUACGAACACUGCGGCGAAACUAUGUUGAGGUUCAGCAGAGGUCAUCGUUUAAGAUUGCGCUAUUCGCUGACUUGCACUUCGGAGAGGACGCGUGGACGAACUGGGGUCCUCGCCAGGAUGUGAAGUCCAUCAAAGUCAUGUCCACUGUGCUGGAUCAAGAAAACCCAGAUUUUGUGGUAUAUCUUGGAGAUGUGAUCACUGCUAACAAUGUUGCAAUUGGUAAUGCGAGCUUGUACUGGGAUCAGGCCAUAUCUCCAACAAGGGAAAGAGGCAUACCAUGGGCUAGUGUGUUUGGGAACCAUGAUGAUGCACCUUUUGAGUGGCCACUGGAAUGGUUUUCUGCACCUGGAAUUCCUCACACCCAUUGCAAUCUCCCCAAUUCAUCGGUUUCUGGGGAAGAAGAAUGCUUCAGAGGUACACCUCGUAUAGAGCUGAUGAAAAAUGAGAUUCAGCGUAACACACUUUCAUACUCGAGAAAUGGUCCUAUAGAUCUUUGGCCAAGCAUAUCCAACUAUGUUCUCAAAGUUUCAUCAUCCCAAGAUCCAGACUCAGCUGUGGCACUCCUCUACUUCCUUGAUUCUGGUGGUGGGUCCUAUCCAGAAGUCAUAUCCAGUGCUCAAGCUGAAUGGUUCAACCGCAAAUCCCAGGAGCUGAAUCCCAAUUCUAGCGUGCCUGAGAUAAUUUUUUGGCAUAUUCCAAGUAAAGCCUACAAGGAGGUGGCUCCAAUGUUUCGAAUUCACAAACCUUGCGUAGGUUCAAUUAACAAGGAGAAAGUUGCCUCUCAAGAAGCUGAAAUGGGCAUCAUGAAACUUCUGGAAAGGCCUUCUGUCAAGGCUGUGUUUGUAGGCCACAAUCAUGGAUUGGACUGGUGCUGCCCAUAUGAGAAGCUAUGGCUAUGCUUUGCCAGGCACACAGGCUAUGGAGGUUAUGGAAACUGGAGAAGAGGAGCUAGAAUAUUGGAGAUCACUGAGCAACCCUUUUCUCUCAAGUCCUGGAUAAGGAUGGAAAAUGGUCAUUCACGCAGUGAAGUUCUGUUGAGUUCUUGACAUUCAUGCCGCAUCCUUUUUUCCCCUAAAGUGCUCUCUCCCAGCAAAAGAGGGAUAGUAAAAGAAAAUGUUGGGACAUUUCUUACAUCAAUGUUAUAUAUACUUUAUGCUAAGUUGUUUUUGGAGGGAGAGACAGUUGGCUGGCAAUGUAUACGCCUGUGCGUGUGUGUAUAUAUAUAUAUAUAUUGUGAAACAAGGAAUGUGUGUAUAAUUAUAACGACAGUGAUGGUAUACAUUAUUACUACAUGUUGCAAGUUCCACCAUCCAUUAAAUAUAUGCAAUUUGAUCAUGAUUUAGCCUCUUAA
Molecule: messenger RNA, 1554 nt
Organism: Vitis riparia (riverbank grape)
Lineage: Eukaryota; Viridiplantae; Streptophyta; Magnoliopsida; Vitales; Vitaceae
Product: probable inactive purple acid phosphatase 16
Cellular component (GO): cytoplasm
Molecular function (GO): hydrolase activity, acting on ester bonds
Source: RefSeq, a predicted model, not a curated record